Panicum hallii is the source of this 978-nucleotide messenger RNA. RefSeq names its product multiple organellar RNA editing factor 2, chloroplastic-like. The coding region runs from base 52 to 723 and encodes 223 amino acids. Gene Ontology annotation, cellular component: mitochondrion. The transcript is spliced from 4 exons. Lineage: Eukaryota; Viridiplantae; Streptophyta; Magnoliopsida; Poales; Poaceae. The record is from RefSeq and is a predicted model, not a curated record. Gene Ontology annotation, biological process: mitochondrial mRNA modification; cytidine to uridine editing.
CAAGCACGCAUCCAUUCCACCACUGUCCCAGCCCGCUAGGGGUUUACCACCAUGGCCGCCGCCGCCGCCGCCGCCGCCCGGAGGCUCCUCUCCCGCCCCUCCCUCUCCGCGCUCCUCCGCCGGGUGCCGGCAGCGGCCGUCCCGGAGCAGUCGCUGCUGCGCCCGGCCGUCGUCGCGGCGGCCUCCCGCCUCGGUUUCCCGCGCGGGAUGGCGCGGCGGCCGGGCGGGGACGGGUACUCCCCGGCGCGGCCCGGCGGCGGGGGCGGGGACCGCGCGCCCACGGAGAUGGCGCCGCUGUUCCCGGGCUGCGACUACGAGCACUGGCUCAUCGUGAUGGACAAGCCCGGAGGGGAGGGCGCCAACAAGCAGCAGAUGAUCGACUGCUACGUCCAGACCCUCGCCAAGGUCCUCGGGAGCGAGGAGGAGGCGAAGAGGAAGAUCUACAACGUCUCGUGCGAGCGCUACUUCGGGUUCGGCUGCGAGAUCGAUGAGGAGACGUCCAACAAGCUCGAGGGGCUCCCUGGAGUUCUCUUCGUGCUCCCGGAUUCGUAUGUUGAUCCUGAGUACAAGGACUAUGGAGCUGAGCUCUUUGUUAACGGGGAGAUUGUUCAGAGGCCCCCGGAGAGGCAGAGGAGGGUAGAACCAGUACCACAGAGAGCAGCAGAUAGGCCUAGGUACAAUGACAGGACCCGCUAUGCCCGGAGGAGGGAGAACCAGCGAUAAACUGAUUGAAGACCAGAAUAACAAGCCAGGGGUGGUUUCGCUCUCAAUUUGAAGGAUAAUACCACAUCUACCUAAUGGAAAAUCUUCCAGUUGCAUGUUCACUUCAUUAUGCAGUCUAGAGUGUUUUGUUUCUGGCAGCUCAACUUGGAUGUAUUGUGCUCUGUAAUUACUGUAACUUGAGAUUGAAAGUACCUGGCUUGGGAAUGCAACACUAGCAGCCUAGCACACACUUUUACAGCCAUUCGCACCUGUAAA